AUGGAAGGGACACUACUUGUAGGCGAUAUCGUCGAGAAAGAGACAAAGCCUGCGAAGCCCGUCAUAUUUGACGACUUCGACGCCACUCCGAACGGCUUUCCAGCACACAAGAAACGCACCCGAGUCUCUGCGUUCAAGCAGCGACAACAAGGCAAAGACGUCUCAGGCGCCCAAGCUGCCACGACCGCAUUAGCAGCCAACGAACGCGAGCCACAGAAAUCCAAUGAUGGCACAUCGUCAAAGUCCGAUUUUGAGGCGGCCGAGCGGCGGCGGAUCGAUCGCGAGAACAGACAGAAGCUGGAAGACAUGACCCCGGACGAGAUUGCCAAAGAGAGACAGGAGUUGUUGAGCUCGCUAGACCCGUCACUCAUCCAGCGACUCCUGGGGAGAGCAAAUAUCGACGAGCAGCACGGCCCAAACCCCUUCGAUCCGCCAUCCGCGAAAGAUAGUAAGGCCGACGAGCCUCCGGCUCCCGCGCCCGAGAUUAGAAUCGAAGACACAUCUGCGCCACCGAAGCCCAAGCCGGCACCGAAAGCCGUCAGCUUUGUGGAAGAAAAAGAAAAACCUGCGCCAGUCGACGAGAACAAGAUACCAGCAGCUCCUCCCGCGGAUCUGUUCCCCAUGAACGAGCAACCAGACAAGACACACUUCCCGGCCGCUCCUGCUCUGCCCGAUCUGGAUCCGUCUCAUCCAGACUUCCUCGCGACGCUUCACGAGAAAUUCUUCCCCAAUCUGCCUGCCGAUCCCAGCAAACUUGCCUGGAUGGCACCUAUCCCGACCGCCGGCAGCCUUGCCGAUCGCGAGUCACCAUACUACCCGGGGCAAGAGUCGCUUCCCAUCGCGGCUCUUCGUUUCGAUUUCCGCGGCGGCCUCAUCCCGCCUCGCUUGAGCAGAUCGAUACCAGUGAGCAAGGGCUUGCACCAUCACGGCCAAGCACCAGAGGCUGCAGGAUACACCAUUGAGGAGCUGGCCAUCUAUGCGCGAAGUGCUGUUCCGGCACAACGCUGUGUUGCCUUUCAAACGUUGGGUCGGAUUCUCUACAGACUGGGCAAGGGCGAAUGGGGCAACGGAGAGGAGGACAGCCUUGGAAGAGGCAUUUGGAGCAGCAUUCAGGAGGGCAAGGUGUUGGAGAGUCUGUCAGAGGCAGCCAUAGUGGACGGUGGUCACCGCGGAAGCCGUGCAUACGCCACGGAGGCCCUGUGGCUGUUCGAGAAGGGCGGCUGGAGGGAGCAAUGGUCCGGCCGGUGA
Molecule: messenger RNA, 1248 nt
Organism: Colletotrichum karsti
Lineage: Eukaryota; Fungi; Ascomycota; Sordariomycetes; Glomerellales; Glomerellaceae
Exons: 1
Coding region: 1-1248 (415 amino acids)
Biological process (GO): transcription by RNA polymerase II
Cellular component (GO): nucleus
Source: RefSeq, a predicted model, not a curated record